Messenger RNA from Annulohypoxylon truncatum, 6842 nucleotides. RefSeq lists its product as uncharacterized. Lineage: Eukaryota; Fungi; Ascomycota; Sordariomycetes; Xylariales; Hypoxylaceae. Bases 232 to 6384 code for a protein of 2050 amino acids. The record is from RefSeq and is a predicted model, not a curated record. Gene Ontology annotation, biological process: protein autophosphorylation; phosphorelay signal transduction system. Gene Ontology annotation, molecular function: phosphorelay sensor kinase activity; histidine phosphotransfer kinase activity; protein binding. The transcript is spliced from 2 exons.
AAGAAUCACCAUCCUUAUUCCUCACUGUCACCCAACCAACAUACGGCAAUUCAACACACACCUCCCCACGGUCGUAUGCUCGCUCUGUAUAGUCCGUAUACUCUAAUUUCCCUCUACAGCGACGAUAAAUCCCAUAACCCAUAGGUAUUAAACGAAUGCGAAUGCCGAGAUCACGAGCACGCAGUGAGAUUCGUCCCCGACUUUGCCGCAUGGGGGCGCCGUGAAUGAGGAAUGCCAUCUCAUCACCACUACCCAGGACCGGACGAACCACGUAACCACAACACCGUAACGGCCUCCUAUUCCCCUGGCCAUGACCCAACUACAUUUCAACCAUUGAAUACCGAGAAACAGAGUAGUCCUCUCCGGACUAGUUUCUCUGACGACAUUUUCGAUUCCAUGCGAAACUUGCCAGGCAACGCGGUAGGGCCGACGAAUCCUGAUGCACCCUGGCUUACUCUCGGAUCUUCAAGUGUAAAUCACGUUAAUUUGAAGGGUGGUGGCUUAGACGCGAUCGGUGUUGGGUUAUCCCCAUCCGUCGCUAGAGAUGUGCAAUCGGAAAAGGAUGAGCCAAGGAGAGGAACGACAGGAGCUGGCUCGGGUGCAAGGAGAAAGAGUAAAGAAGUUAGCAUUGCAGGAGGUUCGCCGGAAGUCAUAGAUAACAAAUUAUCUAUUAACGAGUACCGGGCACAGCUCGCUAGAGAAAUGGAACGUCGAGAGCAAGCCGUUCGAAGCCCUCCGUCGCCUACGCGAAAUGCGUCAGAGGCGACGCGCGUAUCGCCCAUAAAGGAGGAAUCCAGUACCACGCCGUCCCCGCCGACUGAUUCGGAUAUUCCGACCACCUCAACAGAAUCUAACAGAACAGUCCGCGGCGGUAUGACCCCCGGCCUCUCGGCUCGGACACCAUCGUACCCCUUCCCACGCAUGACCACACCCAACUUUUCCGCGGCAUACCUGCAGCAUGUUCUUAACCAACAACCUCCGACCGGAGUCGUCAACUCGGUGGGCGCACAGUUUGGUGGGUUCAUGACGCAAGACCAAAUUAGAUCCGAUCCGUCAACCCCCGCAUCGGCCAUGACAUUCUUACCUGCCGGCGUGUCUAGCAAACCGUCGAACCUCGACUUCCCUACACCUAGUCUUUAUGAUUUAACAUUAAUGCUAUCCGCCGAGCCUGGCUUGGAGGCAUGGUGGACUAGUGUCGUCCAGAUCAUGACUGAUUAUUACAAAGCUGAGAGGGUAACUCUUUCUGUGCCAGCUGACCCAACAGAUGUCGAAAAUGUGCCUUGGGGACAGAAGGCUACUUAUAACGCUUUGGAGGAGGAUGAUCUGAGCAUGGGGUACCUCGCGAAAGGGACCGCCGCCUGUAGUGAAGGUGAUCAGUCUCAGCCUGACCCUAGAUCGACUUCCGAGGACCCUUAUAAGAGUGACAAGCCUACACGACCGGUGAUACAGAACCGGCAUUCCUUCACCACGUAUGAAGAUCAAAAGGGAAACCGGGAAGUCAAAACGGAGGGGGCAGUCUCAAACUCUCACCGGCCUGGCUUGACUCAAAGGAGCAAAAGUUAUUAUCCAGGGACAGACAGAUUAGACCCGGCCUCACCCCACCCGGCGUUGAAUAGGCAAACACUUGAAGAGCAUGACGCCAUCGAGGAGCAACAACCUGUUCCCACAUGGGAGGCCAAGAUGGAGCCGAAGAAGGAAGUGAAGGGCCGUCUCCUUCAGGUAUUGCAAGGUCUCGAUUUUGAAGCUGACCCGCUCAUCGACCAUGACGGCAUCACUCGCGUUGUCGAGCGAGGGAAAGUGAUUGCUUUAACUCGCACCUACCCUUAUCUUGACUCAACUUCUGAAGAGAAACAGCAGCAGCCCAAGAUCACCAAGCCCGUCCCGAUGGAAGACCAUAGGAAACAACUGUCAAGCAAAUUCAUUAGAUCCGAGUCCCAAACGAAGCUAUCCUCGCUAUUAGCCAGCGCGGGCGCACCACGCUCCCUGAGUCGGAAUAGGAAAUCACUGUCGGUAGAUAAGAAAAUCCCUAGUUUGUUCUCAGCGUUCGACGACGUUCUACCUCGACCUCCGACUCCGAGGUACGAAGAGUACGAGCAGGCACCCCCGUCUCCGUGGUCCCAAUCACCGGCGCCUUCGCCUGCCGUUAGAGCUGAUCCCUCAGAGAACCCCUUUUUUACGGAUGCUGUAGUUGACGAGGAGUCGUUCAACCCUGGGCCGAGCCCUCACGAUUACUCAUCGACUCAACCGCCUGAGACUAUCGGUGUUGAUAACUCUUGGACUGUCCUCCAUAUACCCCUCAACCAUGUCCUCCUAUCCAAGCCGCCUCAAAAAUUUAAGUUAGAUCCCUCUGCGUUGGAACACAAGGCUUCACAACGGAGCCAUCCAGAGCCGAGUGUAAGUUCUGCGAUGUUACAUGACCGUCCAUCUACCGAAGAAUUAGCCAAGAAGAACAAAAAUUUGCCUAUUGCAAUCUUGUCGAUCUUAACCCCCAUUAUACCAUAUCCCGCUAAUCUGCGCCACUCACUCGAACACCUCGCACCUCACUUAGCGGCUACCUUUUCCCUUUCUCGACACUACUCAAAUCUCGAAACAGAAGUUAUGGGUAUUCAUCGGAAAAGACCUUCUACUAGUGGCUUCGGUGCUAUUGGCCAUGACGGACGACCAGUAGCAGACCCUGCCAUGCUCGCUCACUUUAAUGCCGCCUCGCCCGAGGACCUGUCUCAACGUUCAGCUACCGGAAGCCUCACCAGCCCCAGCGAAUAUUCAGGACCAUCCCGAAGCAUCAAUGCCUCUCCUAGUGGGACGCCACUUUGGGAAUCUAAUUCUUUCGGGUUCGUUGUUGAGAGGCGAACCACCGGCGCUAGCCCUAAUCAACCUGGCGGCGACAGCUACUUCAGUUCGGUCCCUAGAGGUGGAAGCAUUUCUGCAGAGGCUCAACGCGCUUCUAGGGCUGGCGCCAAAGAAAGUGGGCUUACGAUGGCCAAGCAAAUAAGACGGUCGGGAAGUCUUCUACAUCACCAACAGGAUCUCAGUUCACUUAUGAAGGAUACUGAAGGCUCGGAUAUCGUUCGAAAUAGUGGCGUCUUUGAUGAAGCAACCAUUAGUCAGAUAUCAAAACAGAGACCUGCGUCGAAAGACUCCUCAGAUAUGAAUACCGGAAUCGAGAACCAGCAGUCCAGGCAAGACGUCGAUGAUGGCCGGAGACGUUUAUCUAAUCAGAGCAUGCAAUCUGGUGGCCACAGACAUACCAUGUUGCAUUCCUACGGUGGUGAUUUCUCGUCAUCCUUUCAGUCAUUACCUCCCAGCACAUCCCUUCUCACAAAACCUACGUCACAGUCCACAGCGCCAGUUCGGCCUGGAUCUUCGUCUGCACCACAAGUCACUAUGCUCCCGCCUUCAGACCGCUUGAAAGGACUUAUGCUCGACUUAUUACCGGUACACGUAUUUGUCGCCUUGCCGGUACACGGGGAAAUUGUUUGGGUUAAUAGUAGGUACUUGACUUACAGGGGCCAGACUCUUGCAGAUUUGGUUGCAGACCCUUGGGGAAGUCUACAUCCGGAAGAUCGCGAGGAGUAUAUGCGUGCUUGGGGUCAUUCUCUUCGAUCCGGUGACCAAUUCGCUCAAUCCGUACGCCUACGUCGCUUCGACGGUGCAUAUCGGUGGCAUCAGGCGCGAGCGGUAGCUUCGAGGGAUAAGCGAGGUGUCAUCGUCCAAUUCAUCGGCUCAUAUAUGGAUAUUCACGAUCAGAAGGUUGCCGAGUUAUUGGCUCUCCGACAAGAAGAAAUCGAAAUAUCCGAAGCAAAGCAUCGCCUACUUGCGAACUUGAUUCCUCAGAUAAUAUUUACUGCGACCGAAAACGAUGGGAUAACAUUUGCAAAUGAGCAGUGGCUGUCUUACACCGGCCAGAGCGACGAAGAUGCACUAGGUCUUGGUUUUAUAGACUUUGUGCAUCCUGAUGACCUAGCGAAAUGUCGAAUACCGGUAGAGCGCUUGGCAACGCAGCCUUGCGAGGAGAACGUUGAUGCGUCUAUACAAGACCCUACAUCAACAGGAUUUAAAUUGCUACUGACGGGCGCGUCGGAAAAACAACCUGGAGCCGUAUCUCGAAAUAACGGUCCUACCUCAGCACGUGAUUUUGUCACGGCAGAUCUAGGCGAACUGUUCAGACAGGGUAUUCUCAAAGUUGCAACAGAUAGCAAUGGGCGACUUUCUUAUACUACUGAAGUACGACUCAGAUCGAAGUCUGGGGAGUAUCGGUGGCACUUAAUAAGAUGCGUGGAGACCGACGACGUUGUUUUUGGUAGCGGUGCAAGCUCCUACUUUGGCUCGGCGACCGAUAUCAACGAUCACAAGCUGCUAGAGGGGAAGCUGAAAGAAGCCAUGGAAUCAAAGGGCAGAUUCUUGAGUAAUAUGUCACACGAAAUCCGCACACCGCUAAUUGGGAUAUCCGGAAUGGUGAGCUUUUUACAGGAUACAAUACUGAACGAAGAACAGAGAGAUUACACAAACACAAUCCAGACCAGCGCCAACAGUCUUCUCAUGAUUAUAAAUGAUAUUUUAGACUUAUCUAAGGUCGAUGCCGGUAUGAUGAAACUCAAUUUCGAAUGGUUUCACACCCGAUCCCUUAUCGAGGACGUCAACGAAUUGGUUUCGACAAUGGCAAUUGCUAAGCGGCUCGAGCUUAACUACAUCGUGGAGGAAAACGUACCAUCUUGGGUUAAAGGUGAUAAAGUGCGAAUUCGACAAGUACUUCUCAACGUUAUUGGCAACGCCAUCAAGUUUACCGCCGUAGGGGAGGUCUUCAGUCGGUGUAGAGUUUAUGCCUGUGACGCCCUUGAGCUUGGCGAACACCAAAUAAUGCUGGAGUUUUCGGUCAUCGAUACCGGGCGAGGUUUCACCAAAGAAGAGGCCGAACUCAUAUUUAAACCCUUUAGUCAGAUCGACGGGAGCAGCACUCGCCAGCAUGGUGGCAGUGGGCUAGGUCUCGUGAUCUCAAGGCAGCUUGUGGAACUCCAUGGAGGGAGAAUGGACGGGACUGCUGUUCCUGGCAAGGGAUCAACAUUUACAUUCACUGCUAAAUUUGGUCUGCCGAGCUCUGAAGACCAUCCGAGUGUCAUUAGCACUCCGCCGAUGACCGCGUCCAUGCGAUCUCCGACAGAAGGCAAGCCAAUACAUGCUAUCAAACCGCUUCUGCUGCACAGAACUAUGGAUUCCGUCUCGACUGCUAGUCCCAGCUCGGAAAUGGAUGUUGCAUCACCGGCGUUAGAGUCGUCUGGUAGUUCAGACCCUUCGCUCCGCUCCAUCCGUACCCAGGAUACUAUACGGUCCUCAGUCUCGUCUAUCAAUGUCGGCCUAUCACAUUUCAGUGAAGCCGCAAAGGCCAGUGGGCAAGACAUAUCCCAGAUGAAACUUGAGAUGCCUUCUGGAAAGAUGUCGCCCCAGAUGAUGCCAACUCCAGAUGGGACCAAAUUUCCCACAGAAUUAAUACAAUUCCGACCACCGAUGUAUUCGAUCCUCAUCAUCUGCCCUCAGAAUUAUAGCAGAGAGGCCACGACGAAACAUAUCGAAAUGACAUUGCCGAAAGAUGUUCCCCACCAGAUUACAGCGAUGGCAAGCGUGUCGGAAGCUGAAGAGGUGAUCGGAGGACACGAAUCCGUAACAUUCACUCAUAUCGUCCUUAACCUCCCAUCGGCUGAAGAGAUCGUAGGAGUUGUUGAUAUGAUAAUCGCAGGCUCUGGCGGUAAGACGUCAGUACUUGUCCUGACAGACUCUGUACAGAGGCAAGCGGUUCUUAGACUGGCGUCGGAUGCCGAACACCAACAGCUUCUGGCGGAAAAACGAAUCAUGUUCGUUUACAAGCCGGUGAAGCCGUCCCGAUUUGCAGUGAUUUUCGACCCCGGGAGAGAACGUGACCUCAGCGUCGACUUAAACCGUUCCAGCGCCGCACAAAUGGUCGAAAACCAGAAACAAAGCUACCUAGAUGUAGAAAAGCGGAUCGGAAACAAGGGGUACAAGGUUCUCCUUGUCGAGGACAACCCGGUCAACCAGAAAGUGUUGGUUAGGUAUCUGAGGAAGGUGGGCAUUGAGGCAGAGAUCGCUGCAGACGGCGUGGAGUGCACCGAGAAGGUCUUCGCGCACCCCCCUUAUUAUUAUUCCUUAAUACUGUGCGAUCUUCACAUGCCUCGCAAGGAUGGUUAUCAAGCUUGCCGAGAAAUUCGACAAUGGGAGGAGCAGGCUAACCUACGCAAGUUGCCUAUAAUCGCCCUGUCGGCAAAUGUUAUGUCGGACGUCCAAGAGAAGUGCACUGCGGCAGGUUUCAACGAUUACGUUACGAAACCGGUCGACUUCGUUGACCUCAGCACGGCGAUGUCUAAGUUCUUCUGAUCAGCCCGAUGACACGGCGGCCAAUUAGUAGCAAAUGGGUGCUUUUUAAGACAUGAUAAGUGCAUCUGUACGGCGUUCCCGGGAGAUAGAGCUUUUUAAAAAAGGACAGCGUUGUAUACCACGAAUGCAUCGUCGGGCGGUCGAGGAUGGAGAUUAUUUUAAAAAAUCAUUUGUAUUUUCUGUUGAAUUGGCGCAUGUACCACUAUGAUAGGUAGGGCAAAGGCCAAAGACGCCAGGGUUGACAAUCGGGGGGGUUCUUUUUUAUUUUUUUAUUGCGGGAUUGGCGAUGCUUUACUACUUUACUAGGAGGAAUUUGUACAAAAAGCAGGCCGGCAAUCAAUCGACGGCGGCCCAUAUAUCCCUCCGCUAGCAUUCAUGAUGACUUCACGGCUCAUAAUGGGAUGUUCGAUAGAGAAAUUUCGUUGGAGGAAAAGCGAACCAGGGUAGUUCUUUUUUUU